Messenger RNA from Panicum hallii, 667 nucleotides. RefSeq lists its product as uncharacterized. The transcript has 2 exons. The record is from RefSeq and is a predicted model, not a curated record. Bases 112 to 351 code for a protein of 79 amino acids. Lineage: Eukaryota; Viridiplantae; Streptophyta; Magnoliopsida; Poales; Poaceae.
GCCCAAACCCAAACCUUCUCCUGAACCCUCACUACCCGAGAGCCGCCGCCGCCGCCAACGCCAAUACGCGCGGAGCAGGAGGAAGAAGAACCGGCGGACCGACUAGCAGAGAUGGCGGGCGGCGGGCUGCUCGGGGGCGCGUUCUGGGCGACGCGGGCGCUGGAGGUGGUGAAGCGGAACGACGGGCCGGGCCUGCUGUGGAAGCGCAUCAAGCUUACCACCACCCGCAAGAACAACGCCAAGAAGCGCCUCAAGAGGCUCUGGCAGAAUGAGGCGGUUAUAAGGGCCUGUGGUCAAUCAGAAUCGUCGUCAGCAUCAAACACCGCUUCCGCAGCUGCCAAUCAACAGUAGCUUGAAAAAUCAAUUAGUGACUCAAGGAAGAGCUCAUACGCAACCAGAAAAGGUCAAUGACAUGCUGAGGCAAGAAUUAUUUCGCCCCAAUAUUUUGAGUUUGCUGUCCACAAACUGAAAACAAUGUUCAUGUAUAAAUCAACUUCCGUAAUCCAAGAGGACAUCAUUGCUUGCUACCAUGUGCCACCCUGCCCCCUCCUGCUAACAUCAGUUCCUAGCAUCUUUGUCCCCUCCGGAAUUCCAUCUUCCGUGGCCUCGCCGUUUCCAUGUUACUUCUCCGAGAACCAGUACUUAUGAAUAUGGUUGCUUUCCUCCA